Chenopodium quinoa (quinoa) is the source of this 2057-nucleotide messenger RNA. RefSeq names its product regulatory protein NPR5-like. Gene Ontology annotation, molecular function: protein binding. NCBI's taxonomy places the organism in Eukaryota, Viridiplantae, Streptophyta, Magnoliopsida, Caryophyllales, Amaranthaceae. The transcript has 2 exons. The record is from RefSeq and is a predicted model, not a curated record. The coding region runs from base 1 to 1500 and encodes 499 amino acids. Gene Ontology annotation, biological process: plant organ development.
AUGAGCGUAGAUGAUUCCUUGCGAUCUCUAUCGUUGGAUUGCCUGAACCUGUUAAUCAACGGCCAAGCUUUCAGCGACGUAACCUUCAGCGUAGAAGGACGUUUAGUACACGCGCACCGCUGCAUCUUAGCAGCGCGUAGUCUGUUCUUCAGAAAAUUCUUUUGUGGGCCGGACCAACCGGGUGGGCUUGACCCACGGGUCAUGGGUCAAGCCUCAUCGCCUCGAGCCAGUGGUGGUCCGUCACAAAUAAUACCGGUUAACUCAGUCGGGUAUGAAGUUUUCAUGUUAUUGUUACAAUUUCUUUACAGUGGUCAAGUUUCAAUUGUUCCUCAAAAACACGAACCUCGCCCCAAUUGUGGCGAGCGCGGUUGUUGGCACACGCAUUGCACCUCCGCCGUUGAUCUUGCUCUUGAUACUCUCUCCGCCGCUCGAUCUUUCGGCGUUGAACAACUUGCUUUGCUUACUCAGAAGCAAUUGUCAAGUAUGGUAGAGAAGGCAUCAAUUGAAGAUGUAAUGAAAGUACUAAUAGCAUCAAGGAAGCAAGAAAUGCACCAACUAUGGACAACAUGCUCACACCUUGUAGCGAAAUCCGGCUUGCCUCCGGAAGUGCUAGCUAAACACCUUCCAAUCGACGUGGUAGCGAAAAUCGAGGAGCUCCGGUUAAAGUCAUCAAUAGCAAGGCGAUCAUCCCUUAUUCCUCAUCACCACCACCAUCACGCUCACGACCUCGGCCUCCCUUCCCCCGUGGAACAGGAGGACCACAAGAUCCGGCGUAUGAGACGUGCACUCGACUCCUCCGACGUGGAGCUAGUCAAGCUCAUGGUCAUGGGUGAAGGCCUAAAUUUAGACGAGGCAUUAGCACUACACUAUGCAGUAGAAAACUGCAGCCGUGAGGUUGUUAAGGCAUUGCUUGAGCUAGGGGCAGCCGACGUAAACUACCCGGCCGGCCCCACGGGGAAAACCCCUCUUCAUAUAGCAGCCGAGAUGGUGUCCCCGGACAUGGUGGCAGUGUUGUUAGACCACCACGCAGACCCGAACGUACGCACCGUAGACGGAGUCACUCCCCUAGACAUCCUAAGGACUUUAACCUCGGAUUUCCUCUUCAAAGGGGCGGUCCCGGGUUUAGCUCACAUUGAGCCCAACAAACUACGACUUUGUCUCGAACUCGUGCAGUCCGCUGCAAUGGUGAUCUCAAGAGAGGAAGCGAACGACAACAAUAACAACAACAACAACACCAACAACAACAACAAUAACACAUCGAUUUAUGCACCCGUUGGAGGCGAUCAAGAGAAUACUAGUAGUACUAGUAGUAGUGGAAAUGUUGGGAACAUUGGUAUAGAUUCAAGAAUGGUUUAUUUGAAUCUAGGGGCAGUUGGUUCAGCUUCAAUGGGAGAUCAUCACCACCACCAUAAUGAGGAUAAUAGUCAUACAAGUCACCGGAAUCCGGCGUCGAUUUACCAUCACCACCACCAGCAUCACCAUCAUCAUAACGAGUAUUGAAGUUAAAUUUUGGAGCUGAGGGUACGGACGUACGUACGGUUGGUGUUACAUAUUUUAGUUAAUUAAUUGAAAACAAUCAAUAUGUAAUUAUCCAUCUAUGCAACCUAAGUCAACAACAAAAUUACUACUACAUAGGUGGAUAAUACUAGAAUUAUUUACAUAAUUUUGCUCAUCAAUUAAUUCAAUUUGGGUUUCUCUCAUUUUUUUUUUUAAUUUUUUUUUCUUGGUUUUUCUAGGUUUUUAUUUUUUAUUUUUUGUGCAUGAUCAGUUUAAUGAUGAAUGAUUAUAUGCAAAAUGCAGUUGAUCAUGUGAAGUGGAAAUUCUGGCUUUUUUAGAGGAGCAUUAAUUCUACAAAAAAAAAGGAAAAAGAAAAAAAGAAAAAAAAAUUUAAGGUCAAUCUUUUCAAUACAAGCCUGUAAAAAUUAAAUUAUGUUUUGUGAAAAUAUUAUUACAUGGUUUAAUUCACCUCUGUGAAAUUACAAUAUCAUGCCCUAUUUAUUGCUAACUUUUCUUUUCUUCCUUGUCUCCCACUCAUCUUUUCUUCCCAUUAAAAUUUG